ACAACCAAAGCCUCUCGAACGAGAUCAACCACUUCCUUCUUUUUCGUUCACGAUCCCCAUUCUCCGCUAACCACAACAGCCCUCCACGAGGACCGAGAGCAACCAUGUCGGCGAAGACGGAAUCCACGACCAAGAAGUUCGGCUCGUCGACUCGGGUCGUCCCCGCCCCCUCCCAGAAGGCGCAGAAGUGGUACAACGCCGACGAUGAGCCCGAGGCCAAGAAGGUCCGCAAGGCCGUCCGCCCCUGGGCUCCCCGCCAGACCCUCCAGCCCGGUACCAUCCUGAUCCUCCUCGCCGGCCGCUUCCGCGGCAAGCGCGUCGUUCUCCUGAAGACCCUCGACCAGGGUGUCCUUCUCGUUACCGGCCCCUUCAAGAUCAACGGCGUUCCCCUCCGCCGCGUCAACUCCCGCUACGUCAUCGCCACAUCCUACAAGGUCGACGUCUCCGGCGUUGAGUCCAAGAAGAUUGAGGAGAUCUCCGCACCCAAGUACUUCACCGCCGACAAGGCCAAGAAGCAGGUUGGCGAGGACGCUUUCUUCAAGCAGGGAGAGAAGCCCGAGAAGAAGGAGAUCAACAGCAGCCGUGCCGCCGACCAGAAGGCCGUCGACAAGGCCCUGCUCGCCAGCAUCAAGAAGGUCGACAUGCUCGCCUCCUACCUGGCGAGUUCCUUCAGCCUGCGCAAGGGCGACAAGCCCCACGAGAUGACCUGGUAAACAGUUUUUUUCCAACACCAAAAAAGCUGUUGAGAGGGAGGUUUCGUUUGGCGUGUGGGCUUUUCGGGGGUUUGCUCUCUUCGUCGCUGGUCGUUUCAAAAAUCAAGGCUUCCGGAUGAUGUGGA
Messenger RNA from Colletotrichum acutatum, 838 nucleotides. Its product is annotated as ribosomal protein L6e. NCBI's taxonomy places the organism in Eukaryota, Fungi, Ascomycota, Sordariomycetes, Glomerellales, Glomerellaceae. Gene Ontology annotation, molecular function: RNA binding; structural constituent of ribosome. Gene Ontology annotation, cellular component: ribosome; cytosolic large ribosomal subunit. The transcript has 3 exons. Gene Ontology annotation, biological process: cytoplasmic translation; ribosomal large subunit assembly. Bases 105 to 713 code for a protein of 202 amino acids. The record is from RefSeq and is a predicted model, not a curated record.